Messenger RNA from Seriola dumerili (greater amberjack), 1771 nucleotides. It is a transcript of the gene sdhdb, whose product is annotated as succinate dehydrogenase complex subunit D. The coding region runs from base 58 to 534 and encodes 158 amino acids. Gene Ontology annotation, biological process: tricarboxylic acid cycle; mitochondrial electron transport, succinate to ubiquinone. The transcript has 4 exons. NCBI's taxonomy places the organism in Eukaryota, Metazoa, Chordata, Actinopteri, Carangiformes, Carangidae. Gene Ontology annotation, molecular function: heme binding; ubiquinone binding. The record is from RefSeq and is a predicted model, not a curated record. Gene Ontology annotation, cellular component: mitochondrial envelope; membrane.
UGACGACAUCAACAACUACAUCCGGGUAACUGUGGUGACCUUGGUUGGACGAUCAUCAUGGCGGCUAUCGUCAGGUUGAGUUCUGUGUGCCGCAGAGGAGUUAAACCUCUGUGGUACCAAAGCACUUUGUUGUCCAGACCGCUGGUUGUACCUCACAAAAACCAGGAGCAGCCCUACCUGCUGACAGCAAGGAUUCAUGCAUCACAGGCUCUGUACGCGGGAUCUGGCUCCAAAGCCGCCUCUCUGCACUGGACGGCCGAGCGAGUGCUGAGCAUCCUGCUGCUGGCCAUGGGACCCGUAGCCUACUUUAACCCCAGUCCUGUCAUGGACUAUUCCUUGGCUGCUGCCCUGACACUGCAUGGCCACUGGGGUAUCGGGCAGGUGUUAACAGACUACGUUCACGGCGACGCAAAGGUCAAGAUGGCCAACGCCGGUCUCUUCCUCCUGUCCACGGUCACCUUCGCCGGCCUUUGCUACUUCAACUACAAUGACGUCGGCAUCUGCAAAGCCAUCGCCCUGCUCUGGAGCAAAUGAGUAUGACUGUGGACUGGGGAAGCUUUGGGACGACCUGGACACUGGGACGGGAACAAUCUGGUCCUGGCUGAUUGUAAAAAAUUCAAGGUGUUCUAUGUAUAUUCUUAUAAAUAUAUCAUGUUGACAAUUUUGACAGUGAUUCACAUGUGUGUAAUUGCAAAUUUAAUGUCUAUCAGUUCAGGCUUGGUCUUUGUAUUAAGUUCUUGCUCAUGAUGAUUGGGGACCUGGCAACCAUUGUCUUUAACUACAUGUGGGAGAUUAGCUUCUGUUUACGUUCAGUGUGGACUAAAUUUAAGCAGCAUUCCCCUGUGUACUUUGAAACUUAAGCAACAAGAGUUAUUAAAUAUGUCACUACCAAUUCUACAAAUAACAGAUAUCCAGUAUCCUGAUUUGUAACUGUUAAAUUUACCGGGGACAUGCAUGUUUUCAGCAAAAUGGCUUCUGAUUUUCUUUGAGGUCUUACAGGAUAGUAAGGUUAUUUUUUCAUGUUCAGGUCCUGUUUGUGGCUGAUUUCUUAAAUGUGUUUUGUUUCAAUCACAAUGUAAACAUAUACAGUACUACCUUUUUGCUCUUUAACCCAUCAGGAUUAACAGGGCAGCACUACAUAUAUGAACAGUUCACACCCUCCACACUCACACCCCCCCACCCACCCACCCACCCUGUUCACAAAGGUCCGCCUCAUGUGUCUUUUGUUGCUACGACCUCGUCACGACACUCGGCUCGAGUGUCCUCCUGCAACUUGACCUCACACCUCAGUCAGGUGUGCAGUGUUGUGGUUGUGGUUUGUGCAGAGAGGAGCCGGGCUGGGAGAAGAGCAGACUGAAUUUUUUUUUUUUUGUGCUCGUUUUAGCUCGUUUUUUAAUCCUGGAUAUCUGUUCUGCUGCUCUAUUGAUGGUUCAUUGAAGGUAAGGGAGGCUAGAUCUGAAGUGCAUCAUAAAGUCAAGCCAUCCGGCGACACUCAGCCGACCUGUGCAUCUCCAGCAGAGCGGCGUUCAAACGCUUGUCAGCUAACGUUGUAUAAAUCUACAGCAGGGUCUGAAAUUAACAGCUGCACAAUGCCGUCCUCUGCCAGGAAAACAUCACUCAAGUCAGUGACAGUGAUAUGAAUGCCUCUGUAACACUGAGUUGUGUUGUACUUCUUGUAUGAAUUACAAACUCCUUCCACUGUGUAAGUUGGCAAACUUCAAAUGAAAAACAAUGACACAUUCUGAAAAUAUUAAACGUACAUUUAUUUUGA